UAGACACAUCAUACCACGCUUCACAAAUCACUGACUCGCAAGCAAAACCCCCAGUCAGAUAUAUAUCCCUCUUAUUCAAGGAACGGUUAACGUUAUUAACUGGUGUCGCAAAAACGAUUGCAGGAAUG
Acaulospora colombiana is the source of this 128-nucleotide messenger RNA. NCBI's taxonomy places the organism in Eukaryota, Fungi, Glomeromycota, Glomeromycetes, Diversisporales, Acaulosporaceae. The record is from the annotation of a GenBank genome assembly.